Messenger RNA from Phacochoerus africanus (Common warthog), 1041 nucleotides. RefSeq names its product melanoma-associated antigen B16-like. The coding region runs from base 1 to 1041 and encodes 346 amino acids. Gene Ontology annotation, cellular component: nucleus. The transcript has a single exon. The record is from RefSeq and is a predicted model, not a curated record. Gene Ontology annotation, biological process: negative regulation of transcription by RNA polymerase II. Lineage: Eukaryota; Metazoa; Chordata; Mammalia; Artiodactyla; Suidae.
AUGCCUCGACGUCAGAAAAAUCCACAACACUCCUAUGAUCAACAGCUUCAGACCUUCACUAAGUCCCAGGGUCUGGAGGUUGCACAGGUUUCCAGGGCUCUGGAGGAGACCCAUCUCUCUUCUCAUCCUCUAAUGCCUGGCAAUUUGAAGGAGGCUGCUGGCACUAGUGUAUCUGGCUUUUCUGAGAGUCCUCAGAGUUUCUAUGCAUCUGCCACUGCCUUCACACCCACCUCAUCCAGCAAAUCGGAUGAGGGCUUCACAAGCCUGGGAAAAGAGCAUAGCUCAGGUACCUCACAGGCUGUGCCAGACCCCCAGAAUGUGCCCAUAGAUGCUCUUAAUAAGGAUGUAGCUCUGGUGGUGAAUUUCCUGCUGCUCAAGUAUCAAAUGAAAGAGCCAAUAACCGAGGAAGAGAUGUUGAAGAUUGUCAACAAUUGCCAAGUCCAUUUCCCUGAGAUCCUCAUGAGAGCCUCUGAGCACAUGGAGAUCAUCUUUGGCCUUGAUCUGAAGGAAGUGGAUCCCGCCAACCACCGCUAUGACCUCCUCAUCAAAUUGGGCCUCACCUAUGAUGGGAUGCUGCAUGGUGAAGUGGGUGUGCCCAAGACCGGUUUCCUCCUACUUAUCCUGGGUGUGAUCUUCAUGAAGGGCAACCGUGCCACCGAAGCCGAAAUCUGGGAAGUUCUGAAUGUGACCGGGAUAUAUUCUGGAAGGAAGCACUUCAUCUUUGGGGAGCCCAGGAAGCUCAUCACCGAAGAUUUUGUGAAAGAAAAAUACCUGGAGUACCGGCAGUUGGCCAACACUGAUCCUGCCCAGUUUGAGUUCCUGUGGGGCCCCAGAGCCCAUGCUGAAACCACCAAGAUGAAGGUCCUGGAGUUUCUGGCCAAGGUUCAUGGGACUGACCCAAGUUCUUUCCCAUCUCAGUAUGAGGAGGCUUUGCAAGAUGAAGAAGAAAAAGCUCGAGCCAGAAUUCCAGGCAGGGCUGUCUCUCCUUCUUUGGCCACUGCAAGUUCUGGUGCCAAGACCAGUAGCUUCUCUCAUACCUAG